Messenger RNA from Dreissena polymorpha, 2706 nucleotides. RefSeq names its product pregnancy zone protein-like. Gene Ontology annotation, molecular function: endopeptidase inhibitor activity. The coding region runs from base 1 to 2706 and encodes 901 amino acids. NCBI's taxonomy places the organism in Eukaryota, Metazoa, Mollusca, Bivalvia, Myida, Dreissenidae. Gene Ontology annotation, cellular component: extracellular region. The transcript has 20 exons. The record is from RefSeq and is a predicted model, not a curated record.
AUGCCAGCGAAUGGGGGCGGGCGCUGGCGAGGAGGCGGAGGCGGAGGCGCAGGCGGAGGCGGAGGGAUGUUUCCAAGUUUUGGAGGCUUCGGUGGUAAUAACAUGAUGGUCAUGGCCGUACCCUUGAUGGGCCGAAUGGAUGGUCCAAUGAGAGAACAAAUGAGACCCAUGCCGCCAUUGCCGAAAGCGGAUAUUGUUGUCGCACCAAAGGAUUUGGCGCCUGUGCAACAGACGAGAAAGUUAUUUCCAGAGACGUGGCUGUGGAAAAGCCAAAUUGUGCCAUCCGGGGGCGUGGUGAACUUUGACGAGACCGUUCCCGAUACCGUCACUUCAUGGGUAGCGACAGCGUUUGCCGUGCACCCACAGACCGGGCUGGGUAUCUCAGAGCAGUCUGCACAGUCAGGGCUGGGUAUCAUGGAGCAGUCUGCACUGACAGGGCUGGGUAUCUCGGAACAGUUUCCACAGACCGGGAUGGAUAUCUCGGAGCAGUCUGCACAGGUGAGUCCAUGUAAAUACAGCGUUCGCCGUGCACCCACAGAUCAGGAUGGAUAUCUUGGUGUAGUCUGCGCAGACAGGGCUAGGUAUCUCGAAGCAGUCUGCGCAGGUGAGUCCAUUAUAAAUACAGCGUUCGCCGUGCAUCCACAGUCAGGGCUUGGUAUCUCGGAGCAGUUUGCACAGCUUCAAGUUUCUCUGCCAUUUUUCGUGUCCGUCAAUCUGCCGUACUCCGUGAUCCGAGGAGAGAAAAUCAUCCUACAGGUCAACAUUCAUAACUACAGUCCACUACAGCAGACCAGUUACGUCACCCUAGAGAGGAGUAAAGAGUUCGACAACCUCGUGGUUUCCGGUACAAGCCAGACUACAGUCUCUCAGGAUCAAAACCGGGUCAUCACGGCAAAACCAAACGAGGUGGCUGCCUUGUAUUUCCCCAUAAUUCCAACGAAACUCGGUCUCAUCGACAUCUCUGUGCGAGCCCAGACCACCAUGAUGGCCGAACACGUGGUCAAGAAACUUUUUGUGGAGGUCGAGGGCUCGCCGCGAGAAUACAAUGUCCCGUUCGUGCUAGACCUGAAAACUGAAGGGACCCAGACCAAGAAAAUCAACGUGGAGUAUCCACUCCGAACUGUGCCCGGCUCUGGAAGGGUUAAGGUCACUGCGGUUGGUGACCUUAUGGGCCCCAGCAUCAACGGACUGGACAAACUCAUCAGACUACCCACUGGAUGUGGGGAACAAAACAUGCUGAAAUUCGCGCCCAACAUUUUUAUUGUCAAGUAUCUCCAAGCAACGAAUAAUCUUGACACAGCUGUUAUGAACAAGGCUAAGGAAUUUAUGGAGCAGGGCUAUCAACGUGAGCUCACGUACCGCCAUUCGGACGGCUCCUUCAGCGCGUUCGGGGAGAGCGACAAAUCCGGAAGCUCUUGGCUCACGGCGUUUGUCGUCAAGUCGUUCGUCCAGGCAAAACCCUACAUCUUCAUUGACGACGCCGUCAUCUCCAAGUCCGUCACGUGGUUGGUAGCCCAACAGCGCCCGGAUGGAUCCUUCGCAGAGCCCGGUCGCGUAAUCAAUAAUGACAUGCAGGGCGGUUCCGCUGGUUGUGACGUCACGUUGACUGCGUAUGUCGUGACCGCUAUGUUAGAGGCGCGAUCCGUGCAACAGGUGGUUGACGUCAUUUCCGCUGCCAAGGACAAGGCAUUGGCGUAUCUGGAAGGAAAGGCUGACGCACUGACGGAUACGUACGAACAGGCUCAGGUGUUGUACGCCUUACAGUUGGCUGCACGUCCGAAGGCAGAUCAGCUUCUGACAAAACUAGAAUCUAAAGCAAUCGUUGAUGCGGGUACGAAACACUGGGAACGGGUGAUUACCACUACGACCGGAAGUGAGAAGCCCUGGGAGGACCGGAAAGGCGCUGCGGUAGAUAUAGAGCUCACGUCGUACGUGCUGCUGUCGCUGACCAUCAAGACCGACCGACAGAACGGACUUCCGGUACUCAAGUGGAUCACCGCACAACGGAACGCCGAGGGUGGUUUCUCGUCGACGCAGGACACUGUCGUCGCUCUGCAAGCCUUGGCUGAAAUGGCCGCUCUGGUCUUCUCGGAUUCGUUCAACUUGAAUAUCAAUAUUGCGGGUACAGGUGUCAGCGAGACUCUGUCAAUAACCACCUUGAACGCUCGAGUUCUGCAAACGCGUGAGUUACCAAAGGAUGUUGGAGAAAUGACCAUAACUGCAAGUGGACAAGGAAUGGCCCUCGUUCAGGUGGAAGUUUCCUACAAUAUCGACGAUGACGAUCAAAAGCAAAGUUUUGAGCUCAUAGUGUCACUUCCGAGGGAAACGCUUAACGAGUUUGAAAUUCGUGCAUGCGCCAAAUGGCUCGAAAAUGGGACAAGUUCGAUGGCCGUCAUGGAGGUGGGAACUCCUUCCGGUUUCUACCCGGUUGUGGUCAAUGUGGUGUCUGUACCGGUGCAUAAGCGGCUAGAAUUAGAGUCAAGAAAGGUCGUUUUGUACUUCGAUGAGAUUUCCUUGCAAGACACGUGCUCGACCUUGACCUUCCACAGGUCCGGGAUGGUUGCCGGGGUUCAGCCGGUUCCCGUUAGAAUAUUUGAUUAUUACAAUCCAGCCAAACAAGUGACGGAGUUCUAUGUGCCUGCAGCCAUACGAGGAUCAGAGAUUUGUGAUGUUUGCGGGGCCGAAUGUGACUUCUGCAAAGCGUGA